CGUCAAACUUAAACCACAAGCGCCAAAUUCAAAUUUGUUCUAGAAAUUUCUCGUCUGUUAAAAAACCCCCAAUUUGAGUCCUCUCAGCCCCAAACUAUUUCAAUUUCGCCACAAAAUGACCUUAGAUGUCUCGAACGACAGUCCGAAGGGCGAGAAACGUUAAAAAUUCGGAACCCGAACACCCCUUGAGACAACCCCCUGGACGCAAUGCCUGAAUCGGAUCUUGAUAUUGAAGAAAGCCCUAAGAAGGAAGUGAAGGAAGUGAGCCAGGACGACAAUGAGUUAAAAUACACGAUUUACGACGUAAUUCGGACGAUAAAGGACCCGGAGAAGCCUAAUACUUUGGAGGAGCUUAACGUGGUGUAUGAGGAGGGUGUCGAGGUUAAGGAACGGACUUCGGGUGAUGUUAAUGUUGUCAGGGUUGAAUUUAACCCAACGGUGCCCCAUUGCUCCUUGGCGACAUUGAUAGGGCUCUGCAUUAGAAUAAAAUUGGAGAGAAGUAUUCCAUAUCGAAUCAAACUGGAUAUUUAUAUUAAAGCUGGUGCCCAUACUACUGAACAUGAAAUUAACAAACAAAUUAAUGACAAGGAGAGGAUAGCAGCCGCAAUGGAGAACCCAAAUUUAAAGGAAAUGGUUGAAAAUUGUAUUACUGAAGAAGACUGAGUGGUGGAUAAUUAUGGGUCUUAUUAUUCAAAACUUGUAGUUAGUGGAACCAGUGUGGUAAUUUUAAGGUUCAUUGUCGUGCCAUUUUGUGGACGCGGUCAGACGUUUGUAGUACAAAAAGUGAUGCUAGUGUAGUAAAAAAGGUAAUUGGUUAAAAGAUAAAUUUUAUAUUUACUUGUAAA
This is a messenger RNA of Zophobas morio, 845 nucleotides long. RefSeq names its product galla-1 (gene Galla-1). The transcript has 6 exons. NCBI's taxonomy places the organism in Eukaryota, Metazoa, Arthropoda, Insecta, Coleoptera, Tenebrionidae. The record is from RefSeq and is a predicted model, not a curated record. Bases 208 to 663 code for a protein of 151 amino acids.